AGCGCCUGGGACUUGCCUUUAUUCCUCUCCAGCACCCGGUUGGCAGCAGACGAGGCUGGGCAGAGGCCAGGGAUUUGGUGCUGGAGGUGGCAUUUUGGAGGGGGCGGCACAGGCCCUGCCAGAAGAAGGGAGCCUGCCCCAGCUGGGACCCCAAGUGAGGUGCCCAGGACUCAUUGCAGCCCCGGGGGGGCUGGUCCCCCACACCCUCGCCGCGGCCCCGCGCUGGUCCAUGGGGGCAGACAGCCUGUACAAGAAGAUUGGGAUGCUGAACAUACAGAACGCGGCGUGGAGUGGCCGUCAGGACUGGUACCCAGAGAGCCUGGUAUCACCACAGCCCAACCCAGACAGCUGUCAACAGCUGGAUGGGGGCCUGGAUCCCGAGCACCGGUCGGGUGCCGUUGGGGAUGACCUGGACGAGUCUCAGAUACGGCUGCAGCUGAAGCGGAAGCUGCAGAGGAACCGGACGUCCUUCACACAGGAGCAGAUCGAGGCACUGGAGAAAGAAUUUGAGCGCACCCACUACCCUGACGUCUUUGCCCGUGAGCGCCUGGCUGCCAAGAUUGACCUGCCGGAGGCACGGAUCCAGGUCUGGUUCUCCAACCGUCGGGCCAAGUGGCGCCGGGAGGAGAAACUGCGGAACCAGCGGCGCCAAGCAGGCAGCACCGGGCACCUGGGCCUAGGCGGGGCCUUCCCUGGGGCCAGUGUCUUCCCACCCGUGCCUGCCCCACCUGGAGCAGGUACCGUGCUGGGGCGCAGUGAAGCCACGCUGCCCAACAGCUACGGAGGGAUGCCUCCCCUGCCCAGCUUCUCCAUGGCCAGCAGCCUCCCCAUCCAGCAGCAGGCAGUGCUGCCUGUGGCCAGCCAGCCCUCGUCCUAUGCCUGCAUGAUCCCGGCCAGCUCCUCAGGGCGCAGCUAUGACUCCUACUCACCCCCCCAGCUCCCCACCCACAUGGGCAGCCAGGCCCUUGGCGCCAGCACCCCUGCUUCCACUGGUCUCAUCUCCCCUGGCGUGUCGGUGCCAGUGCAGGUGCCCGGCGGGGACCCUGACCUCAGCCAGUACUGGCCCCGGCUGCAGUGACUGCACAGACUGGACCCAUUGUUGGGGUG
Messenger RNA from Alligator mississippiensis (American alligator), 1107 nucleotides. RefSeq names its product paired box protein Pax-6. The record is from RefSeq and is a predicted model, not a curated record. The transcript has 8 exons. The coding region runs from base 230 to 1078 and encodes 282 amino acids. Lineage: Eukaryota; Metazoa; Chordata; Crocodylia; Alligatoridae. Gene Ontology annotation, molecular function: DNA-binding transcription factor activity, RNA polymerase II-specific; RNA polymerase II cis-regulatory region sequence-specific DNA binding. Gene Ontology annotation, biological process: anatomical structure development; regulation of transcription by RNA polymerase II.